AUGUUAUCAUCUAUUGUUGCCUUUCUCCUCUUUGCAUUGGUAAUAUUGGGCAUUGAAUGUGAUAUAUCGUGUACAUUUUCACGUUCUACUAGAAAAAUUAAAUGCGGUAAUCAAGAAUGUUCAGCUAAUACGAACGAGACGCCUUUUGGGUAUUAUAAACUGGGUACUGUGAUAUGGAACAGAGGGAAUGGAAACUAUUGGGUCAAUCUAUAUCCUAAAAAGAAAAAUGGAGAUGGGUUUUGGGAUUAUUAUUGUGAAAAUCCAGAUACGGGACGCUCAAAAAUUGCUUUACAUCCUGGUUCGAUUACUGCGGGUUGUAUUUCUGUUCCUGAUUCAGACUGCUGGUCUCAACUUGAAACUAAAUUGAGACAACAAGAAUCAUAUUCAUUCAGUGUGACUGGUGUAGAACGCUCUGGCUAUAGUGAUCGGCUAUCGUUUUCGUGUAAUGGAGGUUGGUCAGCUGGUGCACGAUUGACAAAACCUGUUUAUGUCAUUGGAUCUCUUCAAGUUAUAAAUUAA
Molecule: messenger RNA, 519 nt
Organism: Rotaria sp. Silwood2
Lineage: Eukaryota; Metazoa; Rotifera; Eurotatoria; Philodinida; Philodinidae
Source: the annotation of a GenBank genome assembly